Dichotomopilus funicola is the source of this 975-nucleotide messenger RNA. RefSeq lists its product as uncharacterized. The transcript has 3 exons. Lineage: Eukaryota; Fungi; Ascomycota; Sordariomycetes; Sordariales; Chaetomiaceae. Bases 1 to 975 code for a protein of 324 amino acids. The record is from RefSeq and is a predicted model, not a curated record.
AUGGCAUCACGACAAGCUGCCCUGGCAUGGGUCAGCCUCAGCGUUGGGGCCCUGCUGUAUAGCAUGGUUUGGGCAGCAGAUGGACCUUCGAUACCCGUAUCAUACUGCUCGUCCGCCAACACCGCCGAUGCCGAUAUGACUCCCUUCUUCUACACCUGGCAAAGCGAGGGUCGCUGCUAUGACAACUGCACUUCCCAUAACUUUGCUUUUGGUAUUAUCCAGAACAAGUAUUGUUGGUGCUCUAACUUGAUCCCCAACAAGGCCGACCAGAAGCCGAUUGGGAACUGCGAGUUUCCGUGCCCCGGUUACCCAACCGAUUUCUGCGGCGGAACCGACCUAUUUGGCUACAUUGAGGCUGCCGGGAACACCCCUCAGGGGACAGCACCCGCCGGCGGCGGGGACGGGGGCGGCAAGUCCAGUUCUUCCACGACCGGAUCACCACCAGAUUCCGACGUAACGACUAUUACGGUGGGCGGAAGCAUCAGGACCAUCACCGCCCCGUCCGAGCCGACCGCUCCUGGAGACAACAACAACGUCGAGAAUAAGGACAGUGGCCUUACAGGAGGUGCCAUCGCCGGUGUUGUGAUCGGUGUUCUAGGCGCAAUAGCGAUCAUAGCCGCAUUGAUCUGGUUCUUGUUUGUGAAGCGCAGACGAGACCGCGACGACGCCGACCCCGCCGGUCUUGGAUCACCUGGCCGCGGUGCCUCCCCCGGCCGGAUCGCAACGCCUGGCUCGGCCGAAAUGAGCGAGAGCCGAUACGGUGGUAGUACAACCGGCGGACCCUCCGACAAACGCCGCAGCCACCUCAUGCCCGUCGACCCACGCCUCGACCCAUUCACCACGGGGAUGUACCCCAGCGACCACAACAGGAGCCGCGAAAGCUUCAACUCGUUGCAGGAUAACCAGGAUUAUUCCAGGCGGGUGCAUCAGCCGGGUAGAGUCUUGAGGGCCAUGAAUCCAGAUCCCGACGUUUGA